CUGCUAGUAAAAGACCACGACGUAAUGAAAUGGAAAAAGAAAACAAUAAAAUUAAACGUCAAUGUGAUGUCACAAUUGAUCAAUUAGAGCUGUAAAUGAAAAACUUUUUAAUGGAUUAUUUAAGAAAAAGUGAGCAAAUGAAUCCGAUUCAAUGGCUAUAUUUGAGCAACAGACAUCCAAUAAAGUUUUAUUAGAUGAUACCGAACCGUUAAAAUGCGUAAUUGAACAUUGGAAGAACGUCAAUGGACACACUGAAUUCAUAUUAAAAGUUUACAGAGGACCGUUUUCAGACCAAACUUGGAAGGUUAGCAAAAGGUACAACGAUUUUUGUAAACUACAUAAUGUGCUGCAAUGUUCCGGAAUACCUUUGGAGUUACCUCCAAAAAAGUACAUUGGAAAUAUGGAUCCGCAUUUUAUUGGUGAAAGACAACAAGCUUUGCAGAAAUAUCUAGACAGCAUCUUCAUGAAUCCAAUAUUAGUGUCUUCGCUUCCCGCUAGAUCAUUCGUUGAUCCGGCGAAUUAUUGCCAACCAUUUGGAGAAUUGGCGCUUCAACAUGUAUCCCUCGCUUUGAGAGGCGAAGUCGGCUGGGAAGUAAUAGGCCCCAUAAACGACAUCGGCUGGCGUUUACGUAAACACUACUACGAUCUGAAAUGCAAAUCUCUACCGAAAGAUGAAAUAUUCGGCAGUUGGACGGACUACGGGCCCGACAAGUAUUUGGACGAUAAGGAAAUGCACGCUGUGUUUAAAAGUCUCGGUCAGAUACAGCAUCCUUAUAUACAGCCUAUUGAAUUGUGCUUGUGCACUGAUAUCGGAGCGCUGGUGGCUCGGAUAUCGCACAAAAACGGAACCCUGAGGGAUCUUCUAUCGGGCGCCAAACCCCGACAAUCGUUUCUGAAAAAAUACGGAAAUCCAAAAGGCCAUAAAACUUUAGCGCCCAAUCAAAUAGCCCUGUACGGUCGUCAGAUAUUAGAGGCGUUGAAGUUUCUACACGACAAGGGAAUUCCUUAUGGUCAUUUACAUUCUGGAAACAUCAUCAUCGAGCACGAUCGCGUGAAAUUGCUGGACAUUGAAAACGGGAUACUGGGAGUGCCUUCCUUUUAUCGACCGUACUUCAUGCAACAUAAAAAAAUUAACAAUUUAGACUCUGUCGAUGUUUACUGCUUCGGACACGUAUUGUACGAGAUGGCGUUCGGCAGCCCUUUACACGAAAGCGUCGCCGAUAACAUACAAACUUGCCCUAUAAAAAACAUUUUGAAUCGCAUCCUGUCGCCGGAAGCCUGCAAAAACGGACUGCCCACCAUAGCGGACCUUCUCUCCGAUCAGUUCUUCUCCGGCGUCCACUUGACGCUCCUGCCCACUGACAAGGCCCAUCUCAAACUGCCCGCCUCCGUCAAAGAACAGCUGAAGAAGACCGUGGACAAGAUAGAGGGGAGAUUGAAAGAGGAGCAAAAGAUGAUCAGGAGCCAAAAGCGGCUGGUCAAAGUGCAGGAGAUGAUGAGCUGCGAAGAGGAGAAGAAGAAAAUCGUCAGGCAUAAACUCGAACGUUUAGCAAGAGAGCAACAAAAGCAAACCAGACGGUUGGAAAAAGCUAAUAGCAUUAAUGGAGAACGAUCGGAAAGCGUGAAUAGCAGCGCGGCUACUUCAAUUGGUACCGCCACUCCUCCAUCUACGACAGGUUCUAAUGUUCCAUCGCCGCCUCCACCGCCGCCACCGCCUCCUCCUCCUCCUCUGGAGGGUAAUGUGGCGCCCGCGCCGCCCUCGGUGAACGGGUCGGGGGCGCCAGCCGCCGUUGGUGGGGCUGACAAGGGGCGAUCUGAGCUGUUGGGCGCCAUUUGCAACUUCAACAAGGGUUCGUUGCGUAAAACCAAAGUUUCUUGAAUACAAAGGAGAUCGUCCGGUAUUAUAGUAAGUUUAAGCUCUAUUUGUGAUAUAACAAAAUGAAAUAAUUUGUGUCGUAUGUGUGUUAAGUUUUCGUUUGUGGAUUUGUUGUUACGGGGGCUUCGGUUUGUUUCUCUAAAUUUAUUCACGAAUUGUUGUGGUAAGGCGUUCGUGUGUACGAAUUGUUUUUGGUUAUUGUUUGGGUCGAAAGGAAAGAUUUUUCAAUCGAACGCAGAUAUGCGAAUUUUGUUCGAAGCCCUGUAAAAUAUACGAUAUUUUUAAAUUUUAGUAAUUUGAAUGUUGUAAAAAUGUGAGCGAUAUCUUGUUGGUUAUUUGAAAGUAUAAUUGUAUUGGAUUUGGAUUUUAACACUUCAAUUCAAAAAAAAUCUUUACCUCAUUAAUUAUUAUUUCAUCUAUAUUCUUAAUCUUACAAACUGUUUUCAUAGUUGGUCUUGUAAACAAACCAAAACUGACUACGUAUACUAACAUUCCUAAAAUUACUCUAUCAUUAUUAAAACUCAAUCAAAAUAUAUUAACAUACAUUGAAGCGACUGACUAACUCAUAAUUUACCUGUUAUUCUUUAAUCGAGCGUUAUGUUUAAUUUUUGUGGUAAUAAUUAUGCAAAAAAAUCACAAAUUUAAUGGAGAUAUUUUUGAAAACUUAUUUGAGUUACCCACUACAAAUUCCGUUUGGACUUUUGCGCGACGUGAUUCGGGCACUAAGAAUUACAAUUUUUUAUUGAAAAGGGGCCACUUGUAGAUUUAUAUAAAAGCACUGCUAUACGUAGGAAAAUGUGUCAUUGUUAGAAAUUUUAGAAAAUGCCAAUGUAUUUUAUAAGCAUCAUACUGAUAUUGUAUCAUGAGUGUAUAAUAUUAGUAACGUUUUUUUAUUGUAAAUAUUAACCAAUUUUUAAUUUUGCCUUAUUUUGUUAUUUAUUACGAAAUUGUUUUUAAUUUUCCCUAAAAAUUUUAUUAGCUGUUUUUGCAGUUAUAUAUUCAUUCUAGGUAAACAAUAUUUUUUUGUUAACUAGAAAUUUAAUAUUUUUUCUCAUGCAUUCAAAUUUUUGUUGUACUCAGAAUCACCAUUGACCAACUAAUCCAAUUUGUAAAGUUUUUUGUAUGUCGUGCCAAAUUUUUCUACUGAAAAAUUACCUUAGUCAAGUGUUUAACUAAAAGGUCUGAUAUAAUAGUAAAAGGGCCUGUAGGGAGUUCUAAAUGAGAAUUUACUUGAAAUUUUUAUUACUUCUUGAUGGAACGCCCUGCAUGGGAUUUUCGCAUUUUAAGGUUUUAUAAAAAUAAAUCAAGAAAUGCGAAUUCUUAAAAUGUUUGUAUUCAAGAAGGUUCUUUUAGCUCUAGGAAACGAUGAAUUUUUUUCAAAUAGUUUCCUACAAUUAAAAGGAAUGAUCCAUUUAUAAGACUCCUUCUUUGUAAUAGUUUAACUGUAUUUAUGAAAUAUUAAUAUAAUAUACUUAAUGUUCGAAUAAACAGAAUAGCUCUCCC
This is a messenger RNA of Phyllotreta striolata, 3379 nucleotides long. The record is from the annotation of a GenBank genome assembly. NCBI's taxonomy places the organism in Eukaryota, Metazoa, Arthropoda, Insecta, Coleoptera, Chrysomelidae.